GAACAAGACGCAGUGCUUCUCUCACCUCCUGGUUUUGUUGCUUCAAGUCCCUUUGCCUCAACGCUUCAAGCAGAUGAGGUCUUCGCAGAACCGACUGACCGGGCGCAGUGCCUGAACAUUCAGUGUAUAUGUCAGUUUGCAAGAGGUAGGUACUCGAAUAACCAAUGUGUACUGCCAAAUGGUCAAGUGUACGGUAGAGCUUAUCGCAAGGAAUUUCGAGUGAUGACUGACGACGAACGGUCCAGAUUCCGUAAUGCGAUGUGGGGCAUUCAAAGAACCAAAUAUCUGGAGUUGUCGAGACUGCAUUCCAGCUAUACGACAUCACCAGCUGCCCACUCUGGACCGGCAUUCCUGCCAUGGCAUAGAGAAUUCAUUAAGAGGUUGGAAAUCGCUCUGCGACAAUACGACCCUACAGUAUCGCUACCGUACUGGGAUUCCUCUCUGGAUGCAAGGCUGGACGAUCCAACA
Cooperia oncophora is the source of this 468-nucleotide messenger RNA. The record is from the annotation of a GenBank genome assembly. NCBI's taxonomy places the organism in Eukaryota, Metazoa, Nematoda, Chromadorea, Rhabditida, Trichostrongylidae.